Messenger RNA from Emericellopsis atlantica, 1609 nucleotides. Its product is annotated as zinc-finger of the MIZ type in Nse subunit-domain-containing protein. Gene Ontology annotation, molecular function: zinc ion binding; SUMO ligase activity. The transcript has 3 exons. The record is from RefSeq and is a predicted model, not a curated record. The coding region runs from base 280 to 1344 and encodes 354 amino acids. Gene Ontology annotation, biological process: double-strand break repair via homologous recombination; protein sumoylation. Gene Ontology annotation, cellular component: Smc5-Smc6 complex; nucleus. NCBI's taxonomy places the organism in Eukaryota, Fungi, Ascomycota, Sordariomycetes, Hypocreales, Bionectriaceae.
UCAUGAGAGAUUGGUAUCCUGAUCUACGCAGGUCAAAAUGGGGAAUAAUCCCCUGUGCGUUAAUAGUGACUAGAUGGGCUAUAUCAUGCUGGAUUUAUGUACCUACUUCAACUCAUGCAAGGUGUACUCGUGGUGGUCUGCUGUCAAAUACGCCUGCCCCGCAAUUAUGAUCUGCGAGGUGAAUAUCCAAGUUCACGCGUAGCGACGCGUCUUCCAUCGAAAAGGUAGCGUGAACAAGGCACCACUUGGACUCGAAUCUCAGUACCGGAAGCCACAGCAAUGCCUCCACGACGCCUUGUCAACCGUGUGGGCAGUGAUGUCCAUACAGUACGCUCGAAACCCGAACCAGUCGACUACGAGCCACCAUCGUUCCCUCUCAGCGCACACGCCAUCAACAACAUCCAGAAGUUGAGCAUUGGACGCGAUGUUUCGGAAUUUUCGUCCGCAUACAAGGAUCAAGUCAAGGAGGCCCUGCGAAAUCUGGGUCACAGUGUCUACGACAUGAACGACAGAGUCAAGCAGCAGCAGAGUGCUCUCGCCAAGAUGCAGGCCGACCGCGCGAAACACGGGACAGAGAAAUCGGACGCCGAGGAGGAACUAGAACAACACAUAACGGCGCUUCAGUCGGAAGUUGACGAGCUGACCCAGCGGUCAGAGUCCGCCGUGAGGACAUGCAUAGACCGGAAUAAUGCCAUUGAGGACGAUAAGGCCAUUCUUGGGGACCUGUACACCCAGAGCCACGCCAACUUCCAACAGCGUCGGCACAGAGGAGACGAGGAUGAUUCGGAAGCGCCCGCCGAGAGUGUGCUGACGGCUCUGCAAGAACAGCGCGCGGAGAAGAACAACCACUGGGCCUCUCUGGACAACAGGCGAAAGUAUGCGCAGCACAAUGACUACAUUGCCUUUAAGAAGCUGUGGCACGACGGAGCCGUGGGGGACGAUGGUCCGCCGUUAGCCGACUCGUCCAAGUGGUUCAAGCCCGACGGAGCGCCUGUAAUGGUGGCGCCGGGGGCCUCUCGAGGACCGGCCGACGACGAGUCCGAUGAGGAUAUCGCCGUCGCCCGCGAGGUCGUCAGCCUGAACUGUCCCCUGACCCUCCGGCCACUGAAAGAGCCCUACAGCAACACCAAAUGCAAACACACUUUUGAAAAGGAUGCCAUCAAGGAUUACCUGCGCAAUGCUUCGGGCCAGGUGCAGUGUCCGCAAACCGGGUGCGCCGAGAUCUUCAGCUGGCAAACCUUCCGCGAUGACUUCUACCUCGACCAAGCUGUCCUCCGUAGGAUACAACGGGCAAAGCAGGCAAAGGACAAUGAUGAGAUGGAUGACGACUCCGACGAACAUUAGUAACCAUAUCCGAACGACCAACGGACUGAAAUAAGCCCCGUCGACUGCGUCUGCACAUCUGAGCCACGUCCGCUUAGCAGCAGCCCCGUCUGAUAUGGAUAUACAGCAUGAAUCUGAUCACAAGGACCGGCUUCGCUGGCACUGCAUGGUCUGGGAUAUGGUUUGGCGCCGAAGCACCUACACGGACGGACCAUCGAAACUGUCGAGAAUGGACCUCGCAGGAGUGCGCUGAUCCUGGGACGCAUUGGUGGGUUCACUGGACGCU